AAUACUUAUGAAUUGCACUUUAUAGUGUCAGACAUCAUUCUACAAGCUUCGACAUCAAUCAAAUUGAUAGUUGUGUGACGAAAGUUUGUUUUUGUUACAAGAUAAAUGUUAGCGACUUAAAAGUGUUUUUUUAUUAAAAUUAUUUUACAUCAUAUGUUACAUUAAAUUGUUUUUUGUUAUAUAUAUCGUAAUUUAUUAUGUGGAUGCAGAAAGUAUUACGAUUCACAAAGAAUACAAACAUAUUAAAAAGGUCAUUCAUCCAUAGAAGAACUCAGUUUUCACAAAAGCGAACCCAUCAUUAUGCAUUCACAACAAAAUUGUUUACUGCAUCAUCAUUUACUACUAUGGGAAUAUGGGGUCUUACGAAGAAAAAGAGUGAAAACGAAGUAAUUACUACUAAGGAAGUUUUAAUAGGAAAGGCUGAUGCAUUGUUUGAUCAAGGAAAUUAUAAAGAAAUAUAUGAUCUAUUAUCAAAUUAUAGAGACAGUGGAGAUGUUGAAAUUUUAUGGCGUUUGUCCAGAGCAUUAUAUAAAAUGGCUAAAACUGCUACUGAUAUCGAAGGGAAAAAAAUGGUUUAUGAAGCGUAUGAUUUGAUAAAUAAUGCUUUAAAAAUAAAAGAAGAUCAUUGGGCUGUACAUAAGUGGAUGUCUAUUAUACUUGACAACAAAUGUUCUUAUGAAGGUAUGAAAGUAAGAAUAAGAGAAUUAUAUAACAUCAAGAAACAUAUGCUGAGAGCUAUAGAACUUAAUCCAACAGAUGCAACAACUAUGUACAUGUUAGGUACAUGGUGCUAUCAGGUUUCUGAUUUAGCAUGGUACCAAAGAAAAAUUGCAGCUGUAGUAUUUGGAGAGCCACCAACUUCAUCUUUUGAAGAAGCUCUAAAAUACUUUCAAAGUGCAGAAGAGGCUGAUCCUCAUUUUUACAGUUAUAACUUACUAAUGCUUGGGAAAACUUAUUUAAAGUUGAACCAAAAGGAAGAAGCAUUGAAAUAUUUAAAAAUGGCAGCUGAAUAUCCAGCUAAAAAUGAUGAUGAUCAUCUUGCUAAGCAAGAAGCGCAAAAAUUAUUGAAGGAAAUGUGAAAACCAGAACAAUCUUUUAAAUAACUGCAGUAAUGGUUAAGGGCACAAAGUAAAUCUAAGAAUCGGUUCUUAGGUAUAAAUUUAUUUAAAAAACUACACAUUUUUGAUAUUUUUAUAAUGAUAUUAUCAUAUUGGUACAUGAUAUAAUAAGUACUACGUGUUACUCGUUUACGCAGCGCAAUGUGGUAAAUAUUUUAAAAACCGCAGUAUUAUAACUAAUCGGAGAUAUAAUAAUUGUACAUAUUAUCAGUUAAUGUAUAACAACGUUGUUACAAAGAAUUUUUGAAACAUUAAUUGCUAUUGGUUAAUCUAUUGUUAUAAUAUAUAUUGCAGCUUUUGAUAUUUUUGAUACUUUUAUACAUGCACACCAUUG
Molecule: messenger RNA, 1452 nt
Organism: Nomia melanderi (Alkali bee)
Lineage: Eukaryota; Metazoa; Arthropoda; Insecta; Hymenoptera; Halictidae
Product: regulator of microtubule dynamics protein 1
Cellular component (GO): mitotic spindle pole; spindle microtubule; mitochondrion
Molecular function (GO): microtubule binding
Source: RefSeq, a predicted model, not a curated record